CCUAAAACAAGAAGGAAACCAACCAAACCAAACCCUAAAAACCCGGGUCUUUGCUCUCUCGUCGAACUCCCUCUGCUUCUCCGAAUGACCCCACAAACCCCCACCAUCCGAUCAUAAAUCCACUCGGAGAGAUGAGCUCGAACCCAGGCUCCAGCAACUCCGGCAGCGGCGGGGUCGCCAGCACUGUCGCCGGCGGUGGACCGUGCGGGGCAUGCAAGUUCUUGAGGAGGAGGUGCAUCCCGGGAUGUGUGUUCGCCCCCUACUUCGAUUCGGAGCAAGGAGCGGCUCACUUCGCGGCGGUUCACAAAGUUUUCGGGGCGAGCAACGCUUCGAAGCUGCUGCUGAACAUCCCAGCCCACAGGCGGCCCGAUGCCGUGGUGGCGAUCUGCUACGAGGCGCAAGCCCGCCUUCGAGACCCUGUCUAUGGGUGCGUUGCCCACAUCUUUGCUCUCCAGCAACAGGUGAUGAACCUUCAAGCCGAGCUUUCAUAUCUACAAGCCCAUCUCGGACCACUAGAGCUACCGACGCAAUCGCCACCAUCCCUUCUUCCAAUGCAGUUGCCGGUCCCCCCUCAUUCUCUCUCUAUAGCUGACCUUCCAAUUCCGUUUGCCUCGCUAUCCAUGCCUGCCCCAUACGAUGUAUCAUCACCUUUUGAUCCAACGACACAUCCAUCUCCAUGGGCUGCCGGCACGCUGCUGCGGAGGACAGUUGAUCCACGUCAAUUCAGUGGCGGUAGCUCAUUACCGAGCACAAUGGGCGAAGGGGAUGGUGAUCUUAGAGCAUUGACAAGCGAACUUCUCGGCACACAAUGCCCUCCCCAACUGCCUGAUGAUUCACCACUGCCGAGCACCUCUGAAAAAGACUAACCUUGAUGAUGGACCCAACGUUUGUUCGAAGCAUUGCAUAGCUCAUACAAGCAACAACGGCUUUUUUCCCAUCUUGUUUCUUGUAGUAGCAAUACCUUCAGCAAGUGAUUAUACUAGUGUUUGUAACUUUUCGGUAUUUGGCUUAGUUCUGUGCCCAUUCUUUUUGAAGAGUUAAAUAGGAGUGUAUGAAUUCGAAAUUGGUUGUGUUGCAUUAACUCCAA
Molecule: messenger RNA, 1087 nt
Organism: Rhodamnia argentea
Lineage: Eukaryota; Viridiplantae; Streptophyta; Magnoliopsida; Myrtales; Myrtaceae
Product: LOB domain-containing protein 18-like
Exons: 2
Coding region: 132-866 (244 amino acids)
Biological process (GO): hormone-mediated signaling pathway; positive regulation of DNA-templated transcription
Cellular component (GO): nucleus
Source: RefSeq, a predicted model, not a curated record